CAUCUUGGUACUGCUCAGGGUGUGGUUCACGGCAGUGGUGCUCCUUAUCAUGCUGCCAGCCAUGUUCGGCAUCUCCCUGGGGAUCACGGAGGUCUACAUGAAGAUCCUGGUGAAGACUCUGGAGGAAUGCUUCCUGGAGUCAGACCUGUGAAUAUCCUGUUUCCAUGGACAGUGGGCAACACUGCGGAUCCAGAAGCACAACAGGAGACAGGACCUAAUCAAGGCCACUGUCACCAAUGGAAUCAUCCAGAGGGACGACGGCUCCAUGGAGCAGGAGAUCGGAGCGCUGCGCCAGAGCAGGCCCACGUCCCUUUCUAGGGGCAAGUUCACGCUGUGUGACGUCUUCUAUUUCACCCGGAAAGGCAUCGAGAGCAUCGUGGACGACGAGGUCACCCAGCGCUUCUCCUCCGAGGAGCUGGUGUCCUGGAACCUACUCACAAGGACCAACAACAACUUCCACUACAUCAGCCUGAGGCUAACCGUCAUAUGGGGGCUGGGCGUGGUCAUCCGCUACUGUGUCCUGGCCCCGCUCCGGAUCACCUUGGCAUUUAUUGGGAUAACCUGGCUGGUGACAGGGACCUCCUUGGUGGGGCUGCUGCCUGACAUCAGUGUGAAGAGCUGGCUGAGUGAGCUGGUCCAUCUCAUGUGCUACCGGAUCUGUGCCCGGGGCCUGUCUGCCACCAUCCGCUACCACAACAAAGAAAAUAUACCCAAGAAUGGAGGCAUAUGUGUAGCCAACCAUACCUCACCAAUUGAUAUAGUUAUCCUGGCUAAUGACAGAUGCUAUGCUAUGGUGGGCCAAGUACACGGGGGCCUGAUGGGAAUCAUACAAAGGUCGGCGGUGAGAGCCUGUCCUCAUGUUUGGUUUGAGAGGUCCGAGAUGAAAGAUCGCCACCUAGUGGCAAAGAGGCUGAGGGAUCACGUGGCAGAUAAGACCAAGCUUCCCAUACUCAUCUUUCCUGAGGGGACCUGCAUCAACAACACAUCGGUCAUGAUGUUCAAAAAGGGGAGUUUUGAAAUUGGAGGGACCAUCUACCCAGUGGCCAUAAAGUAUGACCCACAGUUUGGAGAUGCCUUCUGGAACAGUGGUAAAUACAACAUGGUGAGCUACCUGCUGCGGAUGAUGACCAGCUGGGCCAUUGUGUGUAACGUGUGGUACCUGCCCCCCAUGGAACGCCAGGAAGGAGAAGAUGCCGUUCAUUUUGCAAGCCGAGUAAAAGCAGCCAUCGCCCAUCAGGGGGGGCUGGUGGACCUGUCCUGGGACGGUGGGCUGAAACGGGCCAAGGUGAAGGACACCUACAGAGAGCAAGAGCAGAAGAAGUACAGCAGCAUGAUCGUAGGGGACGACAGCAGCGGGAUCGUAGGGGACGACAGCAGCGGGAUCGUAGGGGACGACAGCAGCGGGAUCGUAGGGGACGACAGCAGCGGGAUCAUAGGGGACGACAGCAGCGGGAUCGUAGUGGACAACACCAGCGGGAUCGUAGGGCACAAGAGCAGCAGCUGAUGGGGAUUCCAGGUACGUAGGAGCAGUGCACUCACCCAGAGACUGGAUAUUUCUGCAGAAAUGUAGAUUUUUUUAUAUGCUCUGCCUCAAAAUGGAGUUCUCUGCCAAGAGCAACCAGGCCAGAAUACAGCCUUGAUGAACUUCCCCUGGUGCUGGUUUUGGAGGAGAUGGCUGGCUGCUGGACUUGCUGUCUCUCUUUGUAACACAGGGAAGCCAAUGGCCAGAGCUGGUGACUCACUCAUGAUGCAGCUCUUUAAUCCUGCUCCGUGUUCCCAUGAUUGAGGCCAGAGCGACACUGGAGUACAAUAACUCUCACCUCUCACCUUUUUCAUAGCCUUCAGUCCUCUUUUAUUCUUUCUGUAUGGGGUAUGGUUAAGUGGGUAUGGUUUCUGAGUGGGUAUGGUUAAGUUGCGUCCCCAGGUUUGUAGGUGUCGCUGCUGAUAGACAUAAAAGCUUUGUGUAAUCAUCUAAAGGUGUUUUUAAAUGUCUCAUUAAAUAUAUUCAGAUAUUUUAGUUUUUUAAUGCCUUCUGCCUUGAUGUACAGACCUGAUUUAAAUGUACUAAAAGUGGAAAAAAAAUAUUUAGUUUUUUAAUGAUUAAAUCGAAACCGUGAAGAAUUGACCUAAAUAUUAAUUCAAAAAUGAAAUAUUCUGCCUAUUUUGUACCGGACACCUGGGGGCAGUAUUGGACAAACAGCGCCACCUUCGUUAAAUUCCGUUGAACUGACCUGAGUUAUUCCACAUCGAUGCUGACUGGAACGAAAGUUUUACUGUGUAUAACAGGUUAAUAGAUAUUAGACCGUUUGUCAUCUAUCAUGUCCGAGCUAAUGUAAGUAGCCAUGAAAUGAACUUGUAUAAACCAAUAGGCAGUCAUGUUAUAUUUAUAUAUUUUUCUGUUUGUGGUUGUAUUGACUCAAAUCGAUUUUUACAAAAACGAUUACUGACGCGGACAUGGCAUACAACAAGCACUAGGCCUGCAUUUGGUAACCGAUAAGUAAAAAUACAAACCUGUAUUACUGUGUA
Messenger RNA from Brienomyrus brachyistius, 2526 nucleotides. It is a transcript of the gene gpat3, whose product is annotated as glycerol-3-phosphate acyltransferase 3. The transcript has 12 exons. NCBI's taxonomy places the organism in Eukaryota, Metazoa, Chordata, Actinopteri, Osteoglossiformes, Mormyridae. Bases 266 to 1504 code for a protein of 412 amino acids. Gene Ontology annotation, cellular component: endoplasmic reticulum. Gene Ontology annotation, molecular function: glycerol-3-phosphate O-acyltransferase activity. The record is from RefSeq and is a predicted model, not a curated record. Gene Ontology annotation, biological process: triglyceride biosynthetic process.